Molecule: messenger RNA, 567 nt
Organism: Racocetra fulgida
Lineage: Eukaryota; Fungi; Glomeromycota; Glomeromycetes; Diversisporales; Gigasporaceae
Source: the annotation of a GenBank genome assembly
AUGGAUACUUCCGAAAAGAUGGGAAUCUCUAAAUCUUGUUAUGAAAAUUCAUUUGAUAAUGAAUUGAUCAGUAGUCCACUCCCGCCCUAUCAAUUAACAAUAGAAAUCGAGGAACUUGUUUCUCCCCCAAAAAAUUCUCGCAAGGCAAAAAAAUUUCAAAAAAAUCCACACUCUACGUCACCUCCAAGGCCACAAAACGACUUCAUCUUAUUUCGUCGCGAUUUUUACGCAAAAUUGAGAGUAGAAGGAAUAAAAAUGAAGAAUGGAGAUAUCUCUCGUUUAGUAUCUGAAGUGUGGAACCAACAACCGAACGAAGUUCGUCGAUAUUUUAAACUCCUCGAAAAGUUGGCGAUAGAAAGACAUAAUGAAGCAUUUCCGGAUUAUAAAUAUUCCCCGAAAAAAAGCAAUGCAAAAAAACCAAAAUCCAAAAAUACACGUCAAAUGAAUAACAAUAUUGAACGAUUCCCAGCGAUUUACAACGAAAUGAGUGAAGAGACAUUAGAAGAACCAAAAACAACUUUGGAAAUUCCUUUAAAUGAAAAUACUAAUGUCAUUGAUCCUAAUUAU